Messenger RNA from Fusarium venenatum, 180 nucleotides. Lineage: Eukaryota; Fungi; Ascomycota; Sordariomycetes; Hypocreales; Nectriaceae. The record is from RefSeq and is a predicted model, not a curated record.
AUGUCCAGUGAGAGCCAAGGGUCCGCUGGCAACGAGGAAGACUCUUUGUCCCGUCUGAAGCUCGGGUAUCGCGCUGUUUCGGACCCCGAUUUCUCUUCAAAACUCCUCUCUCCUCCCCUCUCCACUUGCAUCAUUCAAUCUUCAACUGCUUCAUUCCUCUACCUAAAUUCCCCGAAAUAA